This is a messenger RNA of Perca fluviatilis (European perch), 3226 nucleotides long. Its product is annotated as C-X-C chemokine receptor type 3-like. The transcript has 4 exons. The record is from RefSeq and is a predicted model, not a curated record. Gene Ontology annotation, biological process: regulation of leukocyte migration; immune response; G protein-coupled receptor signaling pathway. The coding region runs from base 86 to 1126 and encodes 346 amino acids. Gene Ontology annotation, molecular function: C-X-C chemokine receptor activity. NCBI's taxonomy places the organism in Eukaryota, Metazoa, Chordata, Actinopteri, Perciformes, Percidae. Gene Ontology annotation, cellular component: membrane.
GCUAGCCUUGUGAACAUGCUCACUGAGGAGACUGAGGAUUACACUUUGAUGGUGAUGGCCACUUCUCUGUCCAGAGAGUUCACUGAUGGAUGACUACGGCGAGAUUAAAUGGGACAGGGAAAGCUUCCUUGACGAGCUUGAUGACUUAUAUUUGAACCACUCUGAUGAUGAUUACAAUUGUUGCAAGGGCGACCUAGAAGACGGCAUGCAUUUUGAGGCGAUGUUCAUCCCAGUUCUGUACUCUGUGGCAUUUGUUGUGGGUGUCCUGGGUAACGGAGUGCUGCUGGGAGUUCUGGUUCAGAGCAGGAGGACCUGGAGUGUGACAGACAUCUUCAUUCUCCAUCUGGGUGUGGCAGAUGUCCUGCUGCUGGUGACGCUACCCCUCUGGGCUGCACAGUCCAUUCAAGACAGAGGAUGGACCUUUGGCACUCCUCUCUGUAAGAUCACUGGAGCUGUUUUUACGAUCAGCUUCUACUGUGGGAUCUUUCUGCUGGUCUGCAUCAGUCUGGACCGGUACCUGUCUAUCGUCCACGCCACCCAGAUGUAUUCCCGCAGAAAGCCCUGGAUCGUUCAGGUCAGCUGCUUGGCAGUGUGGCUCUUCUCCCUGCUCCUCUCGAUCCCAGACUGGAUCUUUUUGGACGCUGUGGUGGAUGUAAGACGACAAAAAACAGAGUGCGUUUCCAACUACUUUGACUUCAACUCUGAGUCAGUAAAUAACUGGAGACUGGCAUCACGCCUGCUCUACCACACGGUGGGCUUCCUGCUGCCUUCAGCCAUCCUGAUCUUCUGCUACUCCUGCACCCUGCUUCGGCUGCGGUGCGGCUCCCAGGGCCUCCAAAAGCAGAAAGAUUUUAAGGUCAUUGUGGCCGUGGUGGUGGUUUUCUUUCUCUGCUGGACGCCAUACAACAUCACACUCAUGGUGGACUCACUUCAUUCCAACAACAUCAGCAGGGACAGCGGAGUCAGAACAUUUCUGGAGAAAGCCAAGAUAGUCACCUCCUCCGUCGGUUACCUCCGCUGCAGCUUCAAUCCCAUCCUGUAUGCCUUUGUGGGUGUGAAGUUCCGGCGUCAGCUCCUGGACAUCCUGAGGUCUCUGGGCUGCAAGCUAAAUUCUAAUCAACCCUAACCCUAAUGAAUCCCAAUUCUCCCCCUUACCCCUUCCCCUUCGUCUUACCCCUAGCCCUUGUCCCCUGAAUCAAGUGGCAAGGGCUAGGGGUGAAAACUUACCCCUAUGAAAUGGGACACCACUUGGUUACGGUUAUGUCACCAUACAGUAUUGAUCACAAACUUCCAAGAUGCCGUCUACAAGUGUGUGUAUGUCUAUUGCAUGUAUAUAUUUUAUAUAGUUAUUUUAUGUUCACUUUGGUGGUGCAGAUGUUCUUAUCUGUGUACUACUUAGAUUUGUUAGCAAUACAUAUUUUUAAACACACUGCAUGGGGUGUGUUGUAUAUCUGUUUCAGUUAUCACUGUUUUGAAUGUCAUUGAUGUUCAGAAACACUUUCUUUGUUAAUAAAGAUAUGUCUUUAUUGCCCAAUAAAGUAAACACAAAAGGCAAAAACAUUAUAUAAAAAUGCAUUGUUACAGAACCAUUAUCAACUAUUAAAACCAUAACUUACAUGUCACACACACAUAUAAAAAGGCACUCAAAUGUAUAAAACUCAAAAUCCAGUAACCUUUCACCCCUGUAUCAUAACCAACAACAAUGUACAGGUAGGCUACAUGAACAGGUUUGCAUUACAAAUGAUUACAUUAAUACAGUACCAAUACAAUAAUGAAUGGCUACAACAUGAACGCAUGACUCACUCCCAUAGUUGCUUUGCAGCAUAUUUUGAUUUUAGAAAUUUCUGCUCGUUUUCAGCCUGAAAGUGGAUCAGCUGUUGGGUUUCCUCCUGCAUCCCUGUGUGAUACAGGACGGUAGCCUAUAUGUAAAGCAUGUACCGAUGUCUCCAAAGCAAGUAGUGUUAUGCACUGAUAUCAAACGAAAUUCGCUGCUAAUGGAGUUUAGUUAACACUGUAGACAUGCAUGGAUGCAGUUCUUUCAAGGCAGAGAAAUGCGGGACUGUUGUGCAAAUAAGCAAUGUAACGUUAACGUUAUAUGUUAGCGUUAUAGGCUACGUUAGCGUUUAGCGCGUAUUAGCAGCAGGUUUGAUAUUCGCAGGAUAUUCGUUGUCGACCUACCCCCAGUGUUCGAAUUAUCUUUUUGUCUUUAAGGGGGUCUCUCUAUCUCAUAAAAAAAGUUGGCACACCCCGCACAUAGCCUAACAAGGCUAUACAUGAAGACAAUGACAGCUGCAAACUUGUAGCCUAUUGCAACAUUUACUCGUAUACUUUUUUUUACUCGUGUUCAUUUCCCAACACCUUUUCGCGGUACAUUUGUGUCGAGAAUGUUUUACAAGGGCUGUCAAUGAAGGAAUGCUUGUGGCUCUCGUCAUUUGGAGGAUCACAGAGCCAGAUGCCUAAUUGUUUAUCUGAGGCUAUGAUGGCUAAAAGUAGAUAUAUAGAGAAAGUAUAUCUACGUUAUAAAAAGUCAAUCGAAAAAAGUCAUAAAAAAUCCUAGUAUAGUGUGUUGGAAAAAAAAAGUGAUGAAAAGGUCAUAUAGUAGGCCUAAUCAUGUUAAAUAAUUGUGAUUUCAAUAUUGACCAAAAUAAUCGUGAUUAGGAUUUUUUCCAUAGCUAAUCAAGCCAAUUAAUUCCUCUCCCUAUAUAAUUCUCAAAAGAUGUAAGCAAAACAGAUUAAUAUAUAAGCAAAAACAGAUUAAUAUGUAAGCAAAACAGAUUAAUAUGUAGUCUAAGCAAGAUGUUGUUUUGGGGGGUUUUCAACACACACACACUAAGCAAUGAUAUAGUUUGCUUUUCAAAACACAGCUAUCUAAGUGAUUAUAUAGUUAUCCUGUUAAUACUGAUAACGUUAUAUAUGUUGUAAAGCAAGGAAUAAUAUGGAUUCUGCUAUUUCUUUGUUUUGGGGUUUUCAAUCCGACCUCGCGGUCAACAACAUGGAUUGUUCACAAACCAAAAAACAUGUUAUUUUUUUAAUCAUAACCAGUGUGUUUUCAACAUUGUUGCAACAGGACCCCUUAAAGGGCAAUCCUGAUAUUAUUUAGAGAAUGUCUAAACAUGUGAAAAAGAUAUACCUGGUAGAAUAGAGAAGGCUUUGAAACUACUGUUAGCCCAUGAUGUAAAUAAGUAAAAUUAAUUUAAAAAAAAUUUUUUAGAUAGCUAAAAGUUUU